Messenger RNA from Oldenlandia corymbosa var. corymbosa, 2409 nucleotides. The record is from the annotation of a GenBank genome assembly. Lineage: Eukaryota; Viridiplantae; Streptophyta; Magnoliopsida; Gentianales; Rubiaceae.
AUGGGAUUGUUGGAAACUAAACUGCAUGGUGAAAAGGUGAUGGAGCUCAUGGAGAAGAGGUGGUAUAAUUACUGUCAUAUUAGCAAUCAUGAUAACCAGAAUAAAGGGAGAAUACUAUUGCUGUGGAAGAAAGAUGAGUAUGUGGUGAAGGAGAUAAAGGUGGAUGCUCAGUUUAUACAUUGUCAUAUUACUGAAUUAGAAUGUAAAAAGCAGUUUUACUUCACCUUGGUAUAUGCUGACUAUUUAGCACUAGGGAGAAGUGGACUAUGGGAUAGUUUGAAAGUUCUGUCACAAGGGAUUAAUGAAGCUUGGCUAAUGAUAGGGAAUUUCAACUGUGUUAUGCAGCAGAGUGAGAGAUUGGGUGGAAGAGAAGAGAUGAAUUCUGACUCUAGGAAAUUCAAACAACUGAUUGAGGAGUGUGAGUUAUGGGAGAUGGUAGUGCAAGGAGGGUUCUAUACAUGGAGUAAUAAGCAAUUUGGAAACAUGAGAAUAUUAUCAAAACUGGAUAGAAGUUUUAUCAAUGAAUGUUGGGAGAAUGCAUUUCCUGAGGCCUAUACCACAAUCUUGAAUGCAGGGAUUUCAGAUCAUCAUCCUCUUCUAGUAAAAUGGGGAGAGGAAUAUGUUGGAAGAAAGACUUCCUUCAGAUUCUUUAAUAUGUGGUUGCAGGAUCAGGAAUAUGAUCUUAUAAUCCUACGUGGUGCUGAUAUUCACACAGUGACAAAAGUGAAGAAGACAAUGGAAGAGUUUGAAGCUACAACUGGAUUGAGAAUCAACUUUAACAAGUCUAAUGUUUAUGUGGCAGGUGUUUCUAAUACUAUAGCUGAUCAAAUCCAGUCUGUGCUGGGAUUUGAGAAAGGCAAUUUUCCCAUGAAAUACCUAGGGAUGCCAAUCUCUCCUACUGCCUGGAAACCUGAAUCUGCACAGCAUUUAUUCUUUCAGUGUGUGUUUGCUAAGAGACUACUAGAAUUGGUGAAAAUCUGGCUGGACAUCAAUAUCAUUCCAAGCCAGUUGAGUGUCCAGGAAGUGCUGCAGCUGUGGAGGGUUUUUUCUCAUCAUAAUUUAGGAUGGUGGAGUCUUCUUCAAUCACGGCAAUCCAUUGGAAGUUUCACAACAGCGAAGAAAUCUAUCAUCAUGGUCACUCCCCUUUUUUUGCUAUGGGAAGUUUGGAAAUUCAGAAAUAAAAUGAUUUUUGAAGGUACAUCUUUUUUUUCUGAUGUUUUGAUUACGAAUAUUGCUACUAAUAUUUUCCAUAUGUUGAGUGUCCACAAAAUCCAAGCAAAAGCUCUAGCCAAGCGUCAAGAAGUGGAGAACCUUUUCAAAGUACAAGUGCUUAAACCGCCAAGGAAGAAAAUCAAGACUGUUAAAUGGAAACCACCUGACCCGGGAGACUUUGUUAUGAAUACGAACGAAUCUGCAUUGGGACAACCAGGAGAAGCUGGCUGGGCCUACGUCUUGAGGGGUGAGCAAGGGAGCCUAAUAAAAAGUGUUACAGAAAAAACUAUGCCAUUGGAUGAAUUUAUUAAAGAAGAUUAUAUUAACCUAACGUCGUCAUACGCGAGCGGCGGCGGCCAUCGAAGUAAAUUAAAGAACAAAACGACGGUGAAGAAAAAGAAGCAGAUCUUCAGGUCGAUAUCAACAGGGCCAACAGAAAUCCCGCAUGAGUUAAUCAUUGAAGUGCUUGGAAGACUUCCAGCCCAAUCCCUCCUUCGUUUCAGGUUUGAUAUCGGUUUUGAUCCAAUAAGUUGUGACUACAAAGUAUUGUCUACGUAUUUUGGAUCUGAUGGGCUAGAAGGUGCAAUUUAUACGAUUGGGUUGGACUCCUCAUGGAGAAAAACAAUGGACCCACCUCAAUCGGAUGGUUUUAGUUUAGAUGCUCGUUGCCCUUGCGUUAAUGGUACCAUAUAUUCUCUUGUUGACUCCGAGGUAUGGGAAGAUGCCCAAUACCUUUUUUGCUUCCAAGUUGGUACAGAAGUUUUCUAUACUCGCAAGUUCACCCAAAGUUUGGGUUCUAGUCGUACCGUUGCGGCUGAGCUUGCAGUAGGAGGAUCAGAUAAGGAGUGGUUAAUAUGUAUGUCAAAGAGACAUGAUGAAGAUCAAAUUCAGAUUUGGUAUUUGGAAGAAUGCGUUGAGGGUACCAAUCAAGUUUUGGUCAAGGAUAAGAUUUUUCUUGGGCCAACUCCAUCGCUUCGUAGCAUUUCGGGCGCUCUACCAACUGGGCAGGUGCUAUUAAUGGAUUAUUUGCAUUCAAAAAAGGUUUAUGUUGACUUGAAAACAAAGAAAUUCGAAGAAAGGAUGUACCAAUCCUCACUUCCAUGGAAUGAGGAAGAUGAGCAUUUUCCUAAAUUACCCCGUCGUAUUAAUUCCGUCAACAUAGAAUUAAUACGAGCAAACUGGGAUCAAUGUCCUUAA